CAAUCUGGCUCUCCCUCCCUGUCGCUUCCUCCCAGAAACCCACUCUUCACCGCGGCAGAGGAGCAUGUAGUGCAGCAUGAGCAGGUGACUCGGUCAGACUGUGUGCCGGUGAAGGCUUUUGUGACAGAACAGGAUUAUUCUGCCUCAAUUUGUAGACCGAUUUUAAAAUAGGAAGUUUAAGACGCCUUGAGGGGAAAGGGUUUGAGUUGGGUGUGAGUAAAGACAGCCAUAGUGAAGUAAAGAAGGAGGCUGCCAUGAAGAAAAUGGACAACACGGCCGCAGGCAGCUGGACUCCUGAUGACAACCCCACCCCCCCCACAGUGAAGAACUCCUGCCACCCCAACCUGAAGAUGUUCAUUGCUUCCUUGUCCUUCGCUUACUUUGCCAAGGCUUUAUCUGGCAGCUACAUGAAGAGCACAAUUACACAACUAGAAAGAAGAUUUGACAUCCCCAGUUAUCUGAUCGGAAUCAUAGACGGGAGCUUUGAAGUAGGGAAUUUGUUGGUCAUUGCCUUUGUGAGUUAUUUUGGUGCCAAACUCCACCGGCCCAAGAUCAUAGCAAUUGGUUGUGUGUUGAUGUCCUUUGGGACCUUCUUGAUCGCCAUGCCCCAUUUCCUCAUUGGCCGCUAUAAGAUCGAAACAUCAGUUAGAUGGUCAGUGAAUUCAACCAAUAACCUCUCUCCAUGUCCAGCAAGCUCACCUGAGUCCACCAGGGCAGGUGACAGACCCUCGUUACUGAACUCUAGAGGCUGUGAGCGAGAGUCCAGUGUUUCAAUGUGGAUUUAUGUGCUUCUGGGAAAUAUCCUGCGGGGAAUUGGAGAGACUCCAGUACAGCCUUUGGGAAUCUCCUAUAUUGAUGAUUACGCACAAACAGAGAAUGCUGCCCUCUAUAUUGGAUGUGUCCAAACCAUAUCAAUUAUCGGUCCUGUCUUUGGGUAUCUGCUGGGGUCUCUGUGUGCCAAGAUCUACGUUGACAUUGGCUAUGUUGACUUGGAGACGCUGACCAUUACCCCUAGUGAUGCCCGCUGGGUGGGUGCAUGGUGGCUGGGCUACCUUAUCGCUGGGAUCAUCACCCUCAUGUCUGCAGUUCCUUUCUGGUUCCUGCCAAAAUCACUGCCCAUGCCCGUGGAUAAACACGAUAGCAGCUGCACCCCCGAGCAAACCAGGUUUAUCAAAGAUUCCCCAACCAUGGAGCACAAGUUCAGACCUGAGGAGCCGGCUAAUCUACAGCAGAUGGCCAAAGAAUUUAUGCCCACAUUGAAGAGCCUCCUUGGAAAUCCUGUGUACGUCACUUUUUUAUGCGUGACCAUCAUUCAGUUCAACUCUCUCAUCGGGAUGGUGACCUACAAACCCAAAUACAUCGAGCAACACUACGGCCAGUCAGCAUCAAAAGCCAAUUUCCUCAUGGGCAUGAUCAACAUCCCGGCUGUGGCCCUUGGGAUGUUCUCUGGAGGGGUUGUCAUGAAGAAGUACAAGCUGGGUAUCAUGGGAGCAGCUAAAUUUGCCUUUGGGACCUCCCUGCUGGGCUUCUUCCUGUCGCUCUUCUUCUUCGCCAUGGGCUGUGAGAACUCCAAGGUGGCAGGCGUCACAGUCUCAUAUACCGGAAGGGAUUGGGAUCCAGUGUGCGGAGAGAACGGGAUCACCUACGUGUCCCCUUGUUUGGCCGGAUGCUCCUCGUCCACUGGCUCCGGCAAAUAUACGGUGUUUGCGAAUUGCAGUUGUGUAGCACUGCCUGACACCCAACAAGUCAACCUGACGGCCUCUCUGGGACAGUGUCCACGCAGUGACAGCUGUGACAAAGUCUUUCCUUACUUCCUGGCCCUGUCAGUCCUCAGCUCCUUCAUCAUCUCUCUGGGAGGAACACCAGGCUUCAUGCUGCUCGUCAGGUGUAUUAGGCCUGAGCUGAAAUGCUUUGCUCUUGGAAUCCACUCGUUGGCCACUCGUACCUUCGCUGGAAUACCUGCCCCGAUAUACUUUGGAGCCAUAAUCGACACAACCUGCCUCAAAUGGGGGAAUAAGAUGUGUGGAGGAAGAGGAGCGUGCAGAAUAUAUAACACCUCAGCUUACAGGACACUGUACCUGGGCCUGACUCUGGGCUUACGGACAGCCUCCUUCUUCCUAUGUUAUCCAGGCUUUGCUCUACUUAAAAGACACAUUAAGAUGGAGGAGAGAAAUGCUUUGACCAAUGGCAGUGCAGAGUUGGAGUCUUUAAGAAAAGAGGAGAACAGCUCCACACACUGUGAGCAGUUUAUUCCGGCCUCGGACUGCAUUCCUGACCGAGAGACUCGCUUGUGAUGAACAGAGGAAAACACACUGUGGACUCUUUUCAUAGCACACAGAGUAUAUAUUUGUACAGGAUUUGUUAGACAAUGAGUCAUCUUAAGAAUGUAAUUGUGCUGUGUUUUUAUGUUGGUUCUCGUUUUUUUGAUUAAACUUGAUAACAUAGAUUUUUGGAUUCAUGAUGUAUUAUGGUGCCUGAAUAAGAUGGUUAAACGCUGUCAUGGGAGUUGUGGCUUUGCUUUUAGCUCAGAAGAGAUACGUUAUUGAACAGGUUUGUAGACUUUUACAGCUGUUGAUAUUGCUACACCCAGGCUAAGACAAUAUUUUCUGUGAACAAAUAGACUCAAUAAGCAGAUCAGAGCAAGAGCAGCACAGAAAACAGCUGCCCUCUGCCCUCUCUCUUACAUUUAAUCAUUGUUGGUGUCAAUGUGCCUCUUUAAAAAAAUAAACAAGUAAUGUCAUAAUUGA
Messenger RNA from Trematomus bernacchii (emerald rockcod), 2747 nucleotides. Its product is annotated as solute carrier organic anion transporter family member 1C1-like. The coding region runs from base 255 to 2294 and encodes 679 amino acids. NCBI's taxonomy places the organism in Eukaryota, Metazoa, Chordata, Actinopteri, Perciformes, Nototheniidae. Gene Ontology annotation, cellular component: membrane. Gene Ontology annotation, molecular function: protein binding. The transcript has 15 exons. The record is from RefSeq and is a predicted model, not a curated record. Gene Ontology annotation, biological process: transmembrane transport; sodium-independent organic anion transport.